AUGCUACAGUCCCCCUCAUCCGUCCCGACUGUUGCGACUGCUGCCGAGACCGUCGAUAAAUCGAAACGAUUACGUCGAAAAAGAAAGGCGGACACUCAGGAUAAUGAACGACUUUCUAAGCGCUUGAGUCUGCUCAAUCUUGAGCAGGGCGGUAACAAGCUCUAUGUCCCCGUCGAAGAACCAACAGCUUCAGUACCUCCCAUUCCUACAUCUUUGUCUCAUGCUCCCAAUGUCCCCACGGAUCUACCAAACCCCGACGAAACAAUGCAAUUAGAUGAUUCGAAACACAAAGUAUACAUUUACAACAUCGACGACGAACUCUCUUCCGAUAGUGAAACCGAUGACCCUGGCAAACUUGUCUUCCUUCCCGACAUCGAAAAGCACUUGCGCGCAAACCGCAUCCCCCCAUCUGUGUUAGCCAACAGCGACGGUGAGCUGGCUGGCAUGCAGGUCGUUCUCUAUAGCGAUCCCAAGUCUUUAACGGUUCCCGAGGAUAAGGACAGUGUUCGCAAGGCCAUUAUCGAGUCGAGACAACGCACAAGGGAGCAGCAACGUUUAGAAAGAGAGGGGAAGGCAGACACUCCAGCGAUACAAUGCAAUACCGUGAGUAAUGAUAUGAUGACAGGUACAGACGACCCAGACGCAAUGGAUUUGGACUAG
Molecule: messenger RNA, 660 nt
Organism: Fusarium venenatum
Lineage: Eukaryota; Fungi; Ascomycota; Sordariomycetes; Hypocreales; Nectriaceae
Source: RefSeq, a predicted model, not a curated record